GGUACGUCACCGCUCGGAGGCGCCGGCGGCCGGGGGCUCGUCACGGGGAAGAUGGCGGCGGAGGGGGGCCGGGUGCAGAUCUCCUUUCCCCAGCACGCGGCGGCGUUGCUGGACUCCCUCAAUCGCCUGCGGCUGGAGGGGAAGUUCUGCGACGUGGCCGUCCACGUGGGAGGCCGGAUCUUCCCAGCCCACAAGAGCGUCUUGGCUGCCGCAUCCCCUUUCUUCCACGACAAGCUGCUUCUACAGGAUGGGGGGCGCCUGCUGCUGCCCCCCGCCAUCGAUCCUGACGCCUUCGAGGGUCUCCUGCACCUCAUCUACUCGGGGCGCUUGACGUUGCUGUUGGAGGCCCUGCCCGGUCACCUCUUGGUGGCCAGCGGUCUCCAGAUGUGGCACGUGGUAGAUCAGUGCUCGGAGAUCCUGAGGGAGUUGGAGGGUGGGGCGUGCCGGUGGGCUGGGCGGGGCAGCGAGGCGACGUCGUCAUCGUUGUCAAGCGGCCGCGGCGGUGAGGCUUCGUCGUCAUGGACCGCCCGCGGUGGAGAUGGGUCUUCAUGUAUCACCCGUGGUGGAGAUGGGUCUUCAUGUAUCACCCAUGGUGGAGAUGGGUCUUCAUCAUCAUCCUGGACCACCCGUGGUGGAGAUGGGUCUCUGUGUACCACCCAUGGCGGAGAUGGAGCAUCAUCGUGGACCAGCUGUGGUGACGGGUCUUCGUGUACCACCCACGGUGGAGACGGAGGAUCAUCGUGGACCACCCGUGGUGGAGAUGGGUCAUCGUGUCCCACCCGCGGUGGUGACGGAGCGUCAUCAUGGCCCACCCGUGGUGGCGAUGGGCUUCAUCGUCCUCGUGGACCAUGCGUAGCGGCGACGGCUCAUCGUGUCCCACCCGCGGUGGUGAUGGAACAUCCUCGUGGUCCACCCGUGGUGGUGACGGAUCUUCAUCGUCAUCAUGGCCCGUGCGUGGGUGGCGAUGGCUCUUCAUGGGCCACCCGUGGCGGUGACGCGGCGACGCCAUCUUUCACCAAGGAGGGGGGCGAGGAGGUUCUCAAAAUCCGUGUGGCCGCUGACGUGGCGCCAGCGGCGACGUCGUCCCUGAGCUCCCUCCUGAAGGAUGCCGGCGAGGAGGUCCUCAAGAUCUGCGUGGAGGAGGAGGAGGAAGAAGAAGAAGAGGAGGAGGAAGAGGGCGGCCACCGCCGCCGCCGCCGCCGCCCCACCGAUGCCCUCCAGAUCGUGCUGGAGGAGGAGGAGGAGGAAGACGGGGCACCUGGAGAUACCCACGAGCCCCCCAAGAUCUUCUACAUCAAGCAGGAGGUGGGCGACACCGGCGCCGUUGAGGACCUCCUGCCAGCGACCGAGCUGGUGGGCGGUUUUGCGCCGGCGGAGGUGAGCUACGUCAUCCCGGCGGGCGGCGGCGGGACGACGGUGACAACCGGCGGCACGAUGGUGACAACCGGAGGAGCGGCCGUCUUCCCGCAACCGUCUUGGAAACCGGUGGACCUUCACGGGAACGAGAUCCUGGGCCGAGGUCAAGCCCUUCAUGCUCCGGUGAAGCUGGGAGCGGCUCCCGACGGCAAACGUUUCGGUUGCUUGUGCGGUAAACGGUUCGCCGUCAAACCCAAGCGGGAUCGGCACAUCAUGUUGACCUUCAGCCUGCGUCCCUUCGCCUGCGCCGCCUGUCACAAGCGUUUCAAGUUGAAGCAUCACUUGACGGAGCACAUGAAGACCCACGACGGAGCCGGGCGAGCCUGCGAGCGCUGCGGCCGGCGCUUCCGCCUACGGAGCGGUUUGGCCAAACAUCGGCCGCUCUGCCAGGGGGCUCGGUGGGGAGGGGGGUGCUGGGCCUGCGAGUGAGGGGGGGGGGGGGAA
Molecule: messenger RNA, 1860 nt
Organism: Harpia harpyja (harpy eagle)
Lineage: Eukaryota; Metazoa; Chordata; Aves; Accipitriformes; Accipitridae
Gene: ZBTB9
Product: zinc finger and BTB domain containing 9
Biological process (GO): regulation of transcription by RNA polymerase II
Molecular function (GO): DNA-binding transcription factor activity, RNA polymerase II-specific; protein binding; RNA polymerase II cis-regulatory region sequence-specific DNA binding
Source: RefSeq, a predicted model, not a curated record